AAGCAACUCAACUAUACCUGUGACAGCUAGAUCGCGCGCCACCCGUGAUUGAUAUUACGACAACGGCUAGGCAGUAGCUCAUGGAACUAACAACCAACACUUCGGACCCUAGCGGGCUGUAGUGGAGACAAUGAACCAGGAAACUGGACGGGUCGUUCUCAUGUGGUGAUUACCGAGCGAGCGUAUCAUGUCCAGUCUCUGGCCGUACUCAUAUGUAUGUGCCCUUUCUGGUGGUGUCAUGAACAAUCCAUACUUUCUCAUGUAAUUUUCCCCCAGAGUUACAAGACGUUGGAACGAAUCUAUCAGUAUACCCAGUUUGUUUGACUUUUGUUUUUGCAAUGCCUUCCCAGAUUCCACAAUGGCGAGAGCCAAUUGCCAUUGUGAGCAUGGCAUGUCGUCUCCCAGGCGGAAUCGAUAAGCCACUAGACUUGUGGGAUCAUGUCCGAGCAGGCCGUUCAUCCGCCACAGCAAUACCCAAAGAUCGAUUCAAUGCUGAGAACUUUCUAUCUAUGGACCCUAAUCAGAAGGGAGCUCAGGCCUUUAGGGGUGCUCACUUCGUCAAGAGGGACAUCAAGCAGUUUGAUCACAAGUUCUUUGGCAUCAGCAAAGACACUGCUACAGCCAUGGAUCCUCAGCAGAAACAGUUGCUCGAGGUUGUCUAUGAGUGCCUUGAGUCAGCCAAUAUCUCCAUGGAAACAAUCUCAAAGUCCAAGAUUGGCUGCUAUUGUGCCAUGUUUGUGAGUGAUUAUCACGACAUGCUCAUGCAAGACCCCGAAUAUCUUCCAACAUUCAUCGCUAUUGGAACAACACGAACUAUGCUUGCAAACCGCAUCAGUCAUGCACUCGACCUCGGUGGACCCAGUGUUACCAUCGAUACAGCCUGUUCGGGUGCCCUGGUGGCCCUUCAUCUUGCUUGCCAAGCACUGCAGGCUGGGGAGUGUGACGGUGCUGUCAUUGGUGCAUCUAAUCUUUUCCUGAGCCCUGAUUAUGCAUUGUCCUUGACGCGUCUGGGCGCUAUUGCUGCGGAUGGUCAGUGCAAGACAUUCGAUGCCAGCGCCAAUGGAUAUGGACGUGGUGAAGGAACCAAUGCCGUCUACGUCAAGAGACUUAGCGAUGCAAUCAGAGAUGGAGACAGUAUUCGAGCGGUCAUCAGGGGCACUUCAUCUAACAGCUCCGGAGCUACUCCAGCAAUCACGGAACCUUCUGGACGAGCUCAAGCAGAUACCAUCCUACAAGCUUAUGCCCAAGCAGGAAUCAAUGAUUUCAGUGAGACUGGAUACUUUGAGUGCCAUGGAACAGGGACACCUGUUGGUGAUUGCAUAGAGUUGGGAGCCGUUGGUUCAGUCUUUUCUGAGAGCCACAAAACCCAAGACGCACUUUGGGUUGGUUCCACAAAACCAAACGUUGGGCACUCAGAAGCUGCUAGCGGUUUGAGCAGUUUGAUCAAGGUAGUCUUGGCCCUGGAAAAGGGCGAGAUCCCUCCCAACACAAAUUACAAGACACCCAACCCCAAGAUCGACUUUGACGGAUGGAGAGUUCGUGUUCCAACAGCUCCCCAGCCCUGGCCAUCAAAGUCCAUCCGCCGAGCAAGCGUCAACUCCCUUGGUAUCGGUGGAUCGACUGCCCAUGCUGUCGUUGAGUUCUAUGAGCCGCCUCAACUGACAAAUGGGUCUGCCAAUGGUGUCAAUGGGGUUAAUGGCCAUCAUGAAGACGGGGAGAAGACCAACGACCCAUUCUUCCUUCUCUUCACAUCUGGCGCUUCUCGCUCCUCUCGUGAAACAAACGAACAGAAUCUCCUCGAGUUCCUCAAGACACACGAAGAGUGCAAGAGCCUAACUAGUCCUCUUGUCAAAGCGUUGAACGCUCGAAGUCAGAUCCAUAUUCGGCCAUGGAAGUCGUUCGCUGUUGCGCAGUCUGUUGACGGCCUCAUCCAGCAGCUGGAAACCAACGCACUCAAGUCUGGUACAGGACCGACAAGUGGCGAUUCACCUCGAGUUCUGUUCACUUUCACAGGCCAAGGAGCUAUGUGGUCACAAAUGGGUAAACGUCUCCUCAAUGCAUUCCCUGUUGCGCGCAAUACCUUGUACAAUCUGGAGGAGGUCGUGCGAGAACUUCAGUCAUCCAAGACACCAACUUGGUCGUUGAUAGAUAAGCUUACUGCUGAGCUCUCUCAAGAAGAGAUUGACUCACCUGCCCUUGCCCAUCCUCUCUCCAUGGCGGUCCAGAUCGCACUGACAGACGUUCUCUCAAGCUGGGGUGUGCUUCCAGACGGUGUCGUUGGCCAUUCAGGUGGAGAGACAGCCGCUUCAUACGCUUGCGGCGCCCUCACGGCCAAGGAGGCCAUUACAGUGGCUUACUACCGAGGCAUAGCGUGUGAGAACGCCCCAUCAGGUGCUAUGUUGGCCACCAGGAGCGCACCCAAGGCUAAGGAGCUUCAAGAUUCAUUGGAGCGACACGAUGUGCAAAUCGCUUGCUUCAACGGUCCUCAAAAUCUUACUCUUGCGGGUUCUGCUGAGGGAGUCAAGAAUGUGGCUGCCGAGCUUAGCACUCAUGGCAUUGUCUCCAGAGCUGUUGCUGUGACUCGAGCUUACCAUACUCGCGCCAUGAAGACUGUGGUGGAUGAGUACGUCGGUCAGCUCAAGGGUGCCAUACAGCCCAAGACUGGGAGAGUCCCCAUGUACUCAUCCGUCACUGGCCUUGAGCUGAAGGGGACCGAGGUUGACGCUGAUUACUGGGGAGCGAACCUCGUCUCUCCUGUUCUUUACACUGAUGCAGUCACGCUGGCUUUGACUUCAUCAGACCGUAAGUUUGAUCUUUGUGUUGAACUUGGACCUCAUUCUCUACUCUCUCGUCCAACAUCUGAGAUCGUCAAGUCGCUGCCCGAUUCACCCCAACUCCCCUUCUUCGCCACGAUGCUCCGAAACGCAGACUCAAGCCAACAGCUGAUGAACCUCGCUGGAGACUUUGUGCUCAAUGGGAAGCAGUUAGACUUGGAUCAAGUCAACAAGAUCACGGGCAAGACUGGGCGCCUCCCCAAUCAUGUCCAAGACAACCUUCCCGCUUAUGCCUGGGACUAUUCCUCGACACCUUGGACCGAGCCGCGAAACAGUCAGGAAUGGCGUUUCAGGAAAUCGCCGCGACAUGAGAUUCUGGGAUCUCGCUGCAGAGGAGUGAAUCCUUCAGCUCCAACAUGGAGGAACAAGGUGUCUAUAGAAGAUGCGCCUUGGCUUGUUGACCAUCAGGUCAACGGUAUUGUGACAUUUUCCUUCACUACCGGCAUCGCAAUGGUGGUUGAGGCUAUGAUGCAAGUGCAGGAAGAGAGCAAGGAGAUUGACUGGGCGAAUCAUUCAUUCGAGCUUCAAGACUUUGUCUUUUCCAACUCCAUCAUUCUUCCUGACGAAUCACCCAUCGAUCUCUUCCUCACACUCAUCCCGGAUAACGAUAAUGCCAGAUCCGAGGAGACAUGGUAUGACUUCACUAUUUCCUCACUGCGAGGCGAUGUCGAUAUCCGUCACUGUCAUGGAAGAGCCGCAGUCCUCGAAACAAGCAAAGACAAUGUUGCCCUUCGCCGCAGGACCUCUUGGCACCACAUGCCCCUCAAGGUCCCAUUAAAAAGCUACUACAAGACUCUUGAGCGAGUUGGCUACGGCUACGGUCCCAAGUUCCAACUUCUCAAUGAAGUUCGCGUUCGCCCAAGUCUCUCAGCUUGCUCGGCCAAGAUCGACAUGAAAUCGACUGCUCAGUCUCCCGUUCCCGGCCAGCGAUAUCUCCUGCACCCGGCGAUGAUGGAUGCAGCUCUUCAAACCCCUGCAUUGGCGAAUCGCUCGGGCUACUUCCAGGAGAUUGACACGCUUCUCCUCCCGUCCAAGAUGAAGAGAAUCUCGAUCCGCAUGCCUGCUGAGAACACGGACGUCGCGUCUUGCACUACCAACACAUCGCCUGUCGGCUUUAGCAGGAUCCAAGGUAGUGUUGAGUGUUAUGAUUCGCUAUCGAGACCUUUCUUUGUUGUUGAAGGUCUUCAGAUGGACAGGGCUACGAGUGACGACAACACUACUCUCCCUUGGUUGAGACUUGCAUGGAAGCCUGACAUUGGCGAUAUUUCGAGCAAUGACCCCAUGCUGAACUCUAUCCAGAUCAAGAGUCUCCCCGCAGAGAAGAAGCUCGUUAACCUUGAGAACUUGGUCAAGGAGCUUAUACCACUUAUUGUUGAGAACGGUAUUGAAAAGGGCAAAGACUUGGCUCCUCACCUACUAAGCUACCAUUCAUGGUUCCUUGACCAAGCCGAGCUGCACAAAGACCGCCUAGCAGCCCGCCACAAGCAGCAGAACGGCUUUGCAACAGUCCAAGACGCCAUCAUGAAUGUCGUCGCCAACUCUGGAAUCUCUCAAACCGUCGAUGCAUCAAUCGUAUCUCAGCUAGCCAUCAACAUGUCAAGGAUCUUCCGCGGUGAAGUCGAAGCACUAGCAGUCUGGCUCGAGAACGAUUUACUCUACCGUUUCUACGAAGAGAGUAUCUUCACAACUAGCAUGAACCAGAAACUCCUUUCUGUCGCUGAGCUCUUGGCGCACAAGAAUCCCAACAUGAAGAUCUUGGAGAUUGGUGCUGGAACUGGUGGUGCAACUACUGAGUUGCUACGUGGCUUCUCCAAGGCUGGAGGGAAGAAUGCUUACCAGUCUUUUACUUUCACUGACAUUUCAGCUGGUUUCUUCGACAAGGCUAAGAAGAAGUUUGCUCAGUGGGAUAGAAUUGAGUUCAAGACUCUUGAUGUCGAGAAAGAUAUUACUGAGCAGGGGUUUACUGAGAAGUAUGAUCUCGUCGUUGCAGCCAACGUUCUACACGCUACUGCCGAUUUGAAGUUCGCCAUGAAGAAUAUCCGAUCUCUAUUGCGCGAUGAUGGAUACCUCUUGGUUGGAGAGCUGUCAGAGGACCUGACUUCAGCCAACUUCCUCUGGGGACCUUUGACUGGCUGGUGGCUACGCCCUCGAUCUCCCGGCCGUUCUGGACCUGGUCUUACUCUCGAUGAAUGGCGCGACGAGCUGGCUGCCGAUUUCGACGGCGUUUCUGAGAUCGAAGCCAAACACGACAAGAGCGACACUAACCAACUCUCAAGCACCAUCGUUAUGAUGGCUAGAGCAAAGCCAGCCGAGUACACUCCGCCCAAGCCGCUUUCUGAGGAGAAGGUACAUAUUGCUGGAGUCGGUAGCGGUUUAUCCACCCGAGAUCACUUCCAAAAGUAUCUCGGCACGCGUGGUGUUUCUACAACCUCUAGUACCCUUGAAGACCUUGCCUCACGAGAAUGGUCCGGUGAAUGGCUUAUCCUUGUUGACGAGGCUGAAGGAAGUUUCCUUGCUUCUCUUCAACCAGAGCAGUUGGCCGCAUUGAAGUCAUGGCUCACCAAGCCUAUCAAAUGCAUCUGGGUUACUCGCAAGGUAUAUCUCGAUCCCCAAAACACAACAGGAGGUCUUGUAACUGGUUUCGCUCGAACCCUCCGCGGCGAAAAUAGUCAACUUCAGUUGUACACUCUUGACUUGAGCAGCGAUGGUGAUGUCACAGCAAACAUCAUCUACCACGCCUUGGAACGGGCGCAUUACUCACAUGAUGACCCAAUCUCCAGAUUGGACUACGAGAUUGCAGAGAAGGACGGGCAGCUCUGGACAUGCCGACUUGUUAAUGAUGCUCCUCUGGAAAAUGCCUAUGGUCCUGCUCGGAAGAUGGAGGCUCCUUCAACUGAGGUGAUGAAAGCUCCUCAUCACUUGGUCAUGGGAGAAGUAGGAAUCUUGGAGAGUCUGACCAUGGCGCAAGAUGACGCAUACUCAGCUAUCCCAGAUGGGCAUCUUCUUGUCGAGGUUAAAGCUGUUGGACUUGAUGAACGGGACGGACUCAUCGCCCAAGGAUCUCUCCCAGCAACGGAAUUCGGUCGUGAGUGUUCUGGAGUUGUCACUAGAUGCGGCGCCAAUGUCACAUCAUUCAGCCCAGGAGAUCGUGUUGCUGUUAUUGGUCAAGGGACUUUCAGAACACAGUACCUAGCACCUUCAGAUUGUUGUAGAAAAAUACCCGACUGGCUUUCAUUCGAGGAUGCGGCUGCUAUUCCUACAAGCUUCGUCACUGCUUUGUACGCUUUGACAACACCAGCGAGAGUAUCAACAGGACAGAAAAUCCUCAUCAUCAACGCAACAUCAACCCAAGGCAUCGCACUCAUCAAGACCGCAACAGCCCUAAAGCUCGAUGUCUACGCUGCCAUCAGUGACGCAACCAACAAGCCCCUCCUCACCAGACUCGGCCUCCAUUCUUCCAAGAUCUUCGUGAACCCCACCAACACCAGCCGCUCUAGCGUUUCCCGCUCCACGACUUUCCAAGCAUACAAGCUCGUAUUGAACACUAAGUCUGGUCAAUACGCAGACUUUGCUCAUUUGGUCGCUAACCGUGGAACUUAUAUUGAGAUUGGGUCUGGUGAAGCUUCUGGCGAUGAGGUUUAUCUUGCGCCUAACAAGAAUGUCAUGUUUGCUUCUGUUGAUCUGACGGAUGCGUAUCAGGAGAGCAAACAGGACCUCGGAAGCUUGCUUGACCAGGCGAUUGACUUAGUUGAGAAGCGGGAGAUCGAUGUCGACAUAUCGGUUUCAGUGGCUGAACUUAGCUCUCUACAGUCAGCCUUCUCGUUACUUGUACAAGGUACUCAGCAAAAGCAGGUCGUAUCACUAACGAAUGUCGACGAUCAGCAAUUGAUCAAGACACGACCUAAGACUUCUCGUUUCAACCCCCACAAAACCUACAUCAUCACAGGUGGUCUCGGUGGUCUAGGCCGCGCCAUUUCUGUAUGGAUGGCCAGCUAUGGCGCUCGACACCUGAUCCUGGCCACCAGUUCGGUGGCGAGGGCCUCUGAGUCUGGUGACCUUCUCCAGCAACUUUCAUCAUACGGAUGCAAUGCUAGAGUCGAAGUUUGCGAUGUCGGUGACUCCGAAGCCGUUGAGCGUCUCGUUGCUUCCAUCGAUACUCCUGUUGGUGGAGUUAUUCACUCAGCGUUGAGACUUAGCGACUGCUUCUUUGAGGAUAUCACUCUAGAAGACUUUGAUGCAGUCUUCGGUCCCAAGGUCAAUGGCUCGCUAAACCUCCAUAACUCUCUUCUCUCCCAAGAUCUGGACUUCUUCGUCAUGCUCAGCUCAGGCUGUGGAGUCUUGGGUAACGAGGGUCAGUCCAACUACGCCGCAAGCAGUACUUUCCUCGACACCUUUGCCAGAUACCGUCAAAGUCUUGGACUUCCAGCCUCAUCUGUUGAUCUCGGAUUUGUCGAGGACGUCGGCAACAUCAGUGAGCGUCCUGAGAUUCAGGCUUCCCUCUUGUCUCGUGGCCUCAGGCCCAUUACUGUGCGCGAUGUUCUACGUGUUGUCGAGGGAGCCAUGGCAACUGGUUUACCCAAGAAUCCCACCACCAUAAACUCCACCUACGAUGGCUUUGUCCAGAGCCAGAUUGUUCUCAGCUUUGGCAUGAUCGACAAAGCCACAGCCGAGUACCAAUCUUGGGCUCAGGACGCAAAGUUUGGUCUAUUGCGAUCUCGUGCCGCUGACAAUGCUGCUCUUGACUCUGAUGCUGAUAGCGGAGAGAGUGCAGUCCAAACAGCAGUCAAGGCCUUCCGAAACACUCUGGGCCGGUUGGGUGAUGCGCCUGAAGGCAAAGAGGCAGCUUUACAGCCCUUCGUUUGCACUGCUCUUGUUGCGAAGCUAGCACAAGUACUUUCGAUCAAGGUUGGCGAUAUACAGCCUUCAAGAUCAGCGAUCCAGUAUGGAAUGGAUUCGCUUAUUGCUAUUGAGGUUCGAUCUUGGGCGCGAUAUGCGUUCCAAAUCGAUUUGCCUAUUAAUGAUUUGACGAACCCAUAUAGUAUUCAGGAUCUGUCGGCUAGGGUUUCAAGAAUGAUUGUCGGAUGAAUAUAAUGUCUUUCUGGGGGUUGCAGUUUAUUAUAGAUUGGGGUAUUGCUUGUCUUUCCCUGUUUCCUUGUGUGCGUUUUCCUUUGUUGUUAGGUAUGGCCUCACGAUAUAUGAGAUAUAUCAAUUAAAUACACUCCUUUCUUCCAAGAUCAUCAUGCUUUCCGCAUAGUUGUACUUCUCUAUAUUUAAAGUUCUUUGUAGAGGAUAUCUCUUCCAUCUCAAUCACGCCCGAGUCCCUCCCAGCUUACGCUCCCAAAGCCCAA
This is a messenger RNA of Fusarium redolens, 8182 nucleotides long. RefSeq lists its product as uncharacterized. NCBI's taxonomy places the organism in Eukaryota, Fungi, Ascomycota, Sordariomycetes, Hypocreales, Nectriaceae. Gene Ontology annotation, molecular function: phosphopantetheine binding; oxidoreductase activity; fatty acid synthase activity. Bases 339 to 7919 code for a protein of 2526 amino acids. Gene Ontology annotation, biological process: secondary metabolite biosynthetic process; fatty acid biosynthetic process. The transcript is spliced from 17 exons. The record is from RefSeq and is a predicted model, not a curated record.